UAUCUAUGGAUAUUUCUCACGAACUUUCAUCACAUUCCGAACACCGAAAUCCGAAAAUCCGAAUUUUGACCUUUGACCUCCGACAUGCUCCGACAUGCUCCGACAUGCUCCGACAGUAGUGUCAUUAUUGUAUACUUAUACUGCGGUACGCAGGGCAUCUCUAGAUACAUAAGCUCUACGAUUUUGUAAAAUUAAAAUAUUGUUAUAUGUAUUUUUUUGCGGAUUUUUACAUAAAUUGAAUUAUAUUCCAUUUCUGAAUUAUAUUCCAUAUCUGUGAUAUUCAACAUGUGGUGUCUUAAAGGACAUGAAGGUAUAUGUGCGUGUCUUUUCGUUUAUAUUUUGCCAAAUCAGAAGAAAUCCUUUGGCAAAUCACAGAGUGACAUUAAGCUGGAAGGAGAUGCCACAGUUAGUGAACUCCAUGCAGUGAUUUCUGUGGAAUCAACAAAAGAAUCCGACGCACAUAAAUGUGUUAUCAGCAAUAUAUCUAAAUAUGGAACAGUUGUUGUAAGAGAUAAAGAGAAGAAAAAACUAUACGCAAAUGACAAAUUUAUUUUGAGAUCUGGCGAUAUAGUGCAAUUUGGUCAGAAAUAUACUUUUGUUGCAUUGUGCCAUUUAUUUGUGAUUGUGAGAUCUGGUUUAAAUGAAGAGGAUACUGAGAGAUUAAGGAAUAUUACGGAUUAUUUGGGAGGAGUAUUAUCUGAAACUUGGGACACUUCUUGCACACACUUGACAGUAGCUGAAAGUGUUUUAUUUACUACAAAAUUAGCUUGUGCAUUGGCCUCUGCCAAGCCUAUUGUCACAAUUAUGUAUUGGGAAGCAGUAAACAUAGCUAUUAAAGAAUCCAAAGAAUUACCAAAAAUUGAAGAUUUUCUACCAAGAGUAAAAGAGGAGUGGCUGAAAGUUUGUUCGAGAUCGUUUCUACCAAACGAAAAACGUAAAACAUUAUUCAAAGGCUUGUCAUUUGUGCACUUUUGCGCAAAGCAAUACUUUACAUAUGCGCAAUUAAUUAUUGCAGCAGGUGGCAAGUCAUGUGUGUAUCCCACAAAAAGACCUUUGAGUCCUCGAGAUCUCACUGCAAGAAAUGCUAUUGUUAUACAGCAACCUGCUAAUGAUUCCUCGCAACUAACUCAAGUUAUUGCAGUUGAUUAUCCAAUAAUUUAUUCCAAGUUACAAGCUAUCAAACGUAGAAUGAUUUCUGAUACGGAAAUUCCACUUGCAAUUCUAUAUUGCACUACGACAAUGUAUUGUAAUCCCAAAUUCGAUUUUGCUACAUUUGUAAAAUUAAAGACGCAAAUAUUUCCUCCAUCUGACAUGAUAAUAACCGAGGAUACGCAAGACGUUGAUAAUGCUGCUAAGAGACAAAUCGAAAGAAAUAUUAUACCUGAAACUUGCAAUUCUCAAAAUAAUCAAAACAUCUCAAAAGAAACUUACUUUUCUAACGAGGGUGAACAGAGAGAUACAUAUAAUGCUAGUAAAAGUAAUAUGAUGGAAGACAAGCAGAACGUCAAUAAUAGAGAAAACAAACGCAAAAUAAUUCCCGAGACUUGCGACUCCCAAAACAAUGAGCAUAGUUUGAAAAAAACUCGCUUUUCUGACGAAAAUGAGCAAAGUAAUUUUACCAUUAGUAAAGAUGACAUUGGGAUGAAAAUUCAAAACAAUGAAAAUAAUAUAAAAAAUAUAUGUUUUUUUAACAAAAACCGACAAAAUAAUAUUUGUAAUAAUAACGAAAAUAAUAUUGUGAACAAUAUUUUCCAUAAUUCAAUAGUUUCUAGAAAAGUUGAUAAAAAACCUCAAAUUAUUCCUGAGAGUUGCAAUUCUUUAGAAGAAAGCGUUAAUAACAUUUUUUCUGGCAAAAGCAAUAAUAAGCAAGCUGAGAUUAUUUUCGACACUGGUAAAUCUAAUGAAAAAAAUAUUCUAAGCAAUCUUGCUAUGGAGAAAGAAGAAAAUGUUGAAUUACAAGAAAAGGAAGUUUUUGUAGAAAAUAAUUCGAUUUUUGCAAAAAAUUAUAAAAAAAAAGAUAUUUUGGAAGAAAAUAAAUACGAGUUUCAACAGUUGGGAAAUGUGUUUACAAACAAAGAUAAUAGUUCGACUUUUGAAAAUAAUAAUUUGAAUCGUAAAGAAAAUUUAAUUGUUGAAAAUGAUAGUUUAAAUGAUAUUAAUGAUAAAUUGGAAAGUGCGAGAUGGAAAAGUUCUAAAAAUUCGGAAUAUCCGCGAAUUGUAUCGAUAGAGGAAAUUAGUAACAAUGAGAUGUAUAUACAGCGAGGAAAAGAAAAAAGGAUAUUGGGAAAGAAUUGCUUUACAGUUGAAGAAUCACAGAAAUCAUUGAAAGAACAAAAAUUAGGAUCAGUCUGUAAAUCUGACAGAAAUCAAGAAUAUAAAACAGUAAAAGAAAAUGAAAUACAAAAAAAGGAUAACAGAAAAGAAGAGCCGAAAAAAACAGGAGCUACCUGGUACGAAAGAUAUGUAAACCAAGAAUUUACGAAUGAGAUACUGCGGAAAGAUAUACCUUGUGGCAAAAAAUUCACAAAGAAACCCAUUACGAUCCCUGAGAAGAUACUGAAGGCGGACGACUUCGUCUUGUGAUCCAAGGGGUUAUUCACAAUUCGAUAUUCAACACAUGGUGCAAGUUUUAAAUUAUUUGGUUCAAUAGUUAAUAAGAUACAGUCACGCAAAGUUGUGUUACAAAAUUUUGUUUAAAAAUCGAUAUAAUGGAAGGAACGCUUGACAACACACCACAUUAAAUAAGAACGUAUAUAUUUACCGUAUUAUAUUAUUAUAAAUUGUUUGAAAUAAUUAGGUAUCAUUAUUAUUUAAAAUAGAGAUUCGUUGUACAUAUAUACAUACAUACCUUCAAAACAGCACAAAAAAGUUCAAUAAAUCACAUCACAUAAAAAUUGAUAUUAUAGUGCAAUAUAGGAUUCCAAAACUAGAAAAAUUUUUUAUAAUUCAUAUUAAGUUUUGUAUAUAAAUAAAUAUACAUACACACAUGUCAACAUAUUAGGCAUAACAUUGUCAACAAUACAUAUUAUAUAUUUUUUUCUAUGAUAUUUUUA
Messenger RNA from Formica exsecta, 3053 nucleotides. RefSeq names its product nibrin (gene nbs). The coding region runs from base 286 to 2583 and encodes 765 amino acids. The transcript is spliced from 10 exons. Gene Ontology annotation, cellular component: Mre11 complex. Gene Ontology annotation, molecular function: damaged DNA binding; protein binding. Lineage: Eukaryota; Metazoa; Arthropoda; Insecta; Hymenoptera; Formicidae. The record is from RefSeq and is a predicted model, not a curated record. Gene Ontology annotation, biological process: mitotic G2 DNA damage checkpoint signaling; double-strand break repair via homologous recombination.